Molecule: messenger RNA, 2472 nt
Organism: Vespula pensylvanica (western yellowjacket)
Lineage: Eukaryota; Metazoa; Arthropoda; Insecta; Hymenoptera; Vespidae
Product: transcription factor sox-3-like
Exons: 2
Coding region: 752-1741 (329 amino acids)
Biological process (GO): anatomical structure morphogenesis; regulation of DNA-templated transcription; cell differentiation
Molecular function (GO): DNA-binding transcription factor activity, RNA polymerase II-specific; RNA polymerase II cis-regulatory region sequence-specific DNA binding
Source: RefSeq, a predicted model, not a curated record
GACCAAUUAUCGCGCGAUAUCACGUCGCGGUGUUCCUCCGCUGCUAGGCGAACGGUGCCAGUCGAUAACGGCUGGUCUAUACGCUAUUUGUACUUGGUCGUAUCGAGGUAAUCGAUAAUAAUAAUUGCAGCUCGUGGUCUCGGAGGCAGCCCUCCUCCACCUCUUGGAACGGCCCUACAAGCGGAUGGGGUUGCGAAUCUUGCUCGGGGUAAAAGAGUGUUUGUCGGGGAGAGGUAGAGAGAAAAGGCACGCGUGCGGAGGAAGAACGCCUCGACGAAUGGGAUGAAGAGGGUGGUUCGUGGGCUGGCCGUACGAACCAACGUUCGAAAGGUUCCGCCCUCGAAAAGGUAUGUAGGGAAAGAGGGAGAGACAGUGCGAGAAGGGGGAGAGAGAGAGAAAGAGAGAGAGAACGACUGGAGAAAGAGAGAGAAAGAACGAUUGAGAGAGAGGGACGAAGAUAAAAGAUGUCUCGUGGCAGGCUGUUUCUACGUUCAGUCGACAUCGGUACUUCUUUCGGGAACGUUCGAAUACUGUCCGUGUUUUCUUCUACACAAAAAGAAAAAAAGGAACACAAAAACAAAAAGACACAGGGUAAAAGAAAGAAAGAAAACGUAUAUAUUUUUUCUUUCUAUUUGUGUAGUGUAUUAAAAAAAAAAAGACUAAUAUCAGUGAUUGAUAAAAGAAAAAAAAAGAAGGGUAAAAUUAAAGAAUACUCGAAGAGUGAAUUAGAAUUUCCAUCACGGAAGCAAUUAUGAUGAGCACUCAUCAACACCCGAGUUAUGGAUUCCUCUCGGGUAUGGACUUACACUCGGUGCACCAUGUGAAUCAAGAAAUGGGCGCGAGCGCACAACAGAGCGUCGUAACAGCGCAAGAACAGCAUAUAAAGAGACCGAUGAACGCGUUUAUGGUAUGGUCGAGAAUACAACGAAAGAAAAUUGCUUUGGAUAAUCCGAAAAUGCAUAAUUCAGAAAUAUCGAAGCGUCUCGGUGCGGAGUGGAAACUUCUUUCAGAUGCGGAAAAACGGCCGUUCAUUGACGAAGCCAAACGAUUACGUGCUAUGCAUAUGAAAGAACAUCCAGAUUACAAAUAUCGACCACGAAGAAAGCCAAAGGUACCGGUAUCAGUAGUUUCUGGUAAACCAGGUUCCAUGAAUCCUGGGGGGUUUCCAAGUUUUCCUCUUCCACCAUAUUUUGCUGCACCAACAGCUCCGGUUUCUCAUCAUCAUCAUCAUCAUCAUCCACAUCCGCUUGACUAUCCACCUUUGUCACCGUAUUUUGGAUCUGCCUUCGAUGCCGUUCAUUUGAGCAAGCUCGUUGCUAGCGGUGGUGCAUCAAGUGCCUCGAGUUCGAACUGUGCGGCAGCCGCAGCUGCGGAAGCGACCAGUAACAGUGCAGCCUCCGCUGCGGCAGUUGUCAGUAGCUUCUAUUCUGGAUUGUAUUCCACGGCAGCAUCACCUAUAAAAACUUAUCACACCCCCUCGACUCAUCUUGGGCCUUUAUUCUCAAGUGGUCAUCACGCGCCACCGGGAUCAAGUCAAUCAACGCAUCCAUCCCUCGUAUUUCCAUCGACUUCAUCUAACGGAACUGGAAGUAUCGUCACGACGACCAGCAGUCCCGGAAGCAGUCCAAGAUCACCUCCAGUGCCGUCCACACAACACAGUCAUCAACAACUCGUAACACCCACGACUACGCCGAGCCUUGAUCUCGAUCAACAUCGUAGACCGGUCUCCGUCAUUUUUUAAUCUUUUUCCAAGCCUCCUCUUUUAAUCGACACAGCGAAUGAUUACUUUAAAUGAUAUUUGAUCACGUGUAUUCUUCGUCGACAGCCCUGGUUCUCUUUCAAUCUCAAGAGGAAACCUAUCUACGACGCGAAUAAUUUAAUUAGCAUAAUCGCUAUGCUGAAGAGUAAACAGUCAUUCAGGCGGGGUUUUUAACGAUUCCUUUUUUACUUCUAUCUUGUUCAUUCUUUUUCCCUCUUCAAUCUGUAUCCUGCUAUCCUGCGUCUGACAACAUUUAUAUUUUCCGAAUAAUCAUAAUUAUAUACUUGUAUUAAGAACGCGGUCGUUUUAUUUUGGCGAAGUUUGAAAGAUCGAAUUAUUUUUGUUCUCAUUGCAUUUACUUUUUAAUCGUUCGCUGAAUUUCAUUAUUGUUCCCAGUGAUCUUUAGAAAGUAAUAAAAGAUUGGCUAGUCAAGAUUUUUACAAACAACGUGAUUUUCGUCGUUAGUUAUAUAGUUUUAAUUACAAUUGUGUAAAUAACAUGUAAAACUGAUAACCAAUUCGAUAGAUCUACUAUGAGAACCAUUCUUGUGGGAUCUAUUGAAUUCGACGAUUUUUUAUCAAUCAAUUUGUUCACUCAUUUACGAUAUAUAUGUACAUAUAUGAUUAUAUGAACCGUUCAUUCUCCAAAGUGAUUAAUGUUUCGCGAAAUAAAAACUAAUGGAACUUAAAAAAUUUGUGUAUAUAUAUAUAUAU